UUGUCGUAUGAAGUUGAACAUGGCAGAAGAAGAGGACUACAUGUCUGAUUCCUUUGUUAAUGUCCAGCAAGAUGUUAGGCCAGGCUUACCAAUGCUGAGGCAAGUACGAGAGGCUCGUCGAAAAGAAGAAAAACAACAAGAAGCUAAUUUGAAAAAUAGGCAGAAGAGUUUAAAACAGGAAGAACAAGAAAGACGUGACAUUGGGUUGAAGAAUGCACUCGGUUGUGAAAACAGAGGAUUUGCUUUGCUCCAAAAGAUGGGAUAUAGGAGCGGCCAGGCUCUUGGCAAGAGUGGAGAUGGUAUUGUUGAACCAAUUCCACUCACUGUCAAAACAGGCAAAGGUGGUAUUGGUCACGAGACAUCAUUAAAACGAAAAGCAGAAGAAAGAUUAGAAAGCUACAAAAGAAAAGUUCACAUGAAAAACCAAGCCCAAGAAAAUGCUGCAGAACAGUUUCGAAUGCGCCUUAAAAAUAAGCAAGAUGAAAUGAAGCUAGAAGGAGAUCUCAAAAGAAGCCAACGAGCCUGUCAGCAGUUAGAUAAUCAGAAGAAUAUUCAAAUUCCCAGAGAGUCAUGGUACUGGUUAAGGCCGGAAGAGGAGAGUGAAGAGGAAGAAGAAAAAGAAGAUGAAGAUGACUAUAAGAGUGAAGAUUUAAGUGUACUGGAAAAGUUACAAAUACUGACUGAUUAUUUAAGAGAAGAACAUUUGUAUUGCAUUUGGUGUGGGACCACCUAUGAAGAUAAAGAAGAUUUAUCUUCAAAUUGCCCAGGACCAUCGUCUGCAGAUCAUGACUAAAAAUAUUCUGAAAAAAGCAGAACCUAGGAAAAUGUUCAUGUUUCCU
Molecule: messenger RNA, 839 nt
Organism: Elephantulus edwardii (Cape elephant shrew)
Lineage: Eukaryota; Metazoa; Chordata; Mammalia; Macroscelidea; Macroscelididae
Gene: GPATCH11
Product: G patch domain containing 11
Exons: 8
Coding region: 8-793 (261 amino acids)
Cellular component (GO): kinetochore
Molecular function (GO): nucleic acid binding
Source: RefSeq, a predicted model, not a curated record